Lentinula edodes (shiitake mushroom) is the source of this 1791-nucleotide messenger RNA. RefSeq lists its product as uncharacterized. Bases 1 to 1791 code for a protein of 596 amino acids. The record is from RefSeq and is a predicted model, not a curated record. NCBI's taxonomy places the organism in Eukaryota, Fungi, Basidiomycota, Agaricomycetes, Agaricales, Omphalotaceae. The transcript is spliced from 7 exons.
AUGAGUUCGGUGCUGCAACUUUUGUCAGCCCUGUCAACAUCUUCUGAAUGCGCUGAGAUCUCUUUUGCGCAUCUGGAUCAAUUCAUACACUUUGCUCGCCAUCUCCAACCCGAAAUUUCUCUCGGAACUCUUAAAUCUGAUACUCCGCCAACGUCCUUACCUGAGCAUGUUCAAGUCUUCUUAUCGCGCACGCUUGAAAUGCCAAUAUCUACGAUUGUUAGUCUCUGGUCUAGUCUUCGACAAUAUAUCUGGGGCAUUCCACAGCCUCACAUAACCUUGCUUGAAUGCUCUCUAUUCAAUGAGCAUGGUUCCCAGCUCCCAAAGAAGCACGAAAAAAUAGCGUUCUAUAUGUUCUAUCCUCCACAUACAAGAUGUCCUUGUUGCAACUCAGUUCUGACAAGCAUCUCCCAUAUAGCCGCAACAUACUUUACUAGAGACGGACCAUUUCCUGCUUAUUCUACAUCCCUACGAUGCAAAGCUGGCUCGUGUAACAUUCGAUAUUACCUCAAUUUCAGUGUCGAUCUCAGUCUCAAUCUGCGGCAGUACUAUGACCAGCCUCUUCCGGAAAUCAUCCACCUCAAGGAGCACUCAUUCAUUCAGACAGCUGUCUCAGAGCUGUUCACUGCCUGCACUUUGUUUGCCUGGGUCUCAGCUCAGAACUGUGCACUAAUCUACAACCACGCACUUUCGUCCUAUGGUCAUGAGGAGGUCAGCGAAAGCAAAUUCAUGCUUACAUCUACGCAAGUAUGGCGAGCAUUUGUUCUAGUGUCGCUGCUCAAAAAUUGGAGGGAACGUGGGCGACAAUUAACGAUGCAAAAUCAUGGUCAGCCUGAACGACUGCAUGCUUGCGAUACAUGCAAGAAGUUAAUACCCUCUGACCUUCCUAACUCUUACAAAGAGCUUCGAUCUCUAUGUGCAGUUGUGAUGGAUGGUGUCACCAUUGGGCAUCCAUGCUGCAAGGUCCACAACUGCACUCAACCUCUUCCAAACAACCGUCAUCAGUGGUCUCGUUCUGGUCAUCGGACCUGUAGUGAGCCUGACCAUUCAAAGUACGAAGACUAUAGGAACCUCAAGGGAAAAGGUUUCUUUCUUCUCCGCCAGCGACUACAGCGUGCCGGGAUUCAUCAGCCAUCAACGUCGCUGUCAUCCUUUUCGCCAUUGGAGUCUUUGGAGUUUGAACUCGAUGUUGACUCUGAUGAGCAAGAUCUCAUGCAUAAGUCUGAUAAAGGUAAUUGGCCAUCGAAAGCAUUCUUUGCUCGUCGUCGGACCCACAAUGCGCAGCUGGUGGUCUGUGCAUGUGGGAUUAUCAGUGCUCGAGCUACCAUGUUUGGUGCCGAAGCUAUCUCUGGAGUCAAGGAUUUUCUCAAAUCUGUCUACCCGAAUCGAAAUGAUCUUCCUGAUGUAAUUUUCUAUGAUAAUAAUUGCCAUCUUCAGAGUCACUUGCAGGCUCAGCAGGACCUCUUCUUUCGAGGAACGAUGCUUCCGGUUGAUGUCUUCCAUUUCAAAUCAAAACACAAGGAAAGCGAUGAGUUCUGCCAGAAGCAUUGCAACCCAUUGCAGUGGACGGAACUGGUUGGAGAUAAUGGCGAGUGGGUGUUCAACUCAUCAGCAGCCGAGCAGGGUAAUGUAUGGAUUGGUGGAUAUCAGGCAAUUGUGCACGAGAUGUUACCACACAACUAUAACUUUUUCCUUGAUGAAAUGAUUAAGAGACGGAAUGAGGUGCUAGUGGCAAAGCUUCGCCGAGCUGGCAAUGCUCCUUAUCGUAUUCCUCCUUACCCAGCUGUGUUGUAG